ACCGUAACAUCAACUCGAUUUUGUUAGAGCUUUUACUGAUAUUGAUUAUAAUUUCAUCACUACUCUGAAGAACUAAACCUAAACCCCUAAAUUAUUUGAACUAAAAAAAACCUAACUUCUCUAAAUUCUUCUCAAAAUAAUUCCAAAACUCCAAAACUUUACGCAGAUGAGAACGUCGGAUCCUGCUUUUCCCGUUCGGCACACCUCGUGCUGUUUAGAUAUCAAUGGGCACAAGACGGAUAUUAUCAUAAGCAGCUACGAAGAUCAUAUUCUCGUCAUGGCAACUCAGAUAGGAAGCAUGGGGACUAUAUUGCAAGCUAGGAAAGAGGGAGGAGGCGUUUCAAUUGAUCCAACUUACAGCGUCUCUGUAGUAUUCGGUAAACGAGACGAGCCCAUGCUCGUCGCUUGUGCUCGACAGUUGAUUGAACAUAUAAGCAACUCUGGAUCAUCGAAAGCAUUAGUCCUGUCCCUUGGUCUGAGAGAUCAUUCAUUGGGGAUAUUGAAGACAAUAGUUGCAGCUGUAACUGAGAAACUUGCUGAGAAACAGCAAAACAUCGUUACAAUCUGUUUCUGCUGAAUGAAAAGCGAUUUUGACAAGAAUUUGGUGAAUUUUUCGACUUGAGCAAACCACUCUACCUGCAAAAGGUCGGUUAUUCCUGCCUCUGUCGACUCACUAGCAUUUCCUGCGAAGACCAAAUAUCUAAGCUGACGGGGGAAGGUAAAAGAGCAUUGUACGGGCCAAUGCAUAGAUAGUCGUUACCUGCAGUUUGUUCAACAAACUCCAUCAUUUUGAGCACUCCAUCCUGAAAAGAUGAGUAUAUUCAGAUGAGCAACGGAUGAUCGAAUAAGGUGCAAGAGGUUGAGGGAGCUUACUCUUUUUAUUGUAUUAUGCUGCAAUAUGCACUGUAAUGAUUGGAGAACCGAGGCAGUUAAGGUACUAGGAUUUGUUGGGAAUGUGGAACCACCGGAAAUUGAGCUACAGUGGUUCACGGGAUCCUGGAUUUGAUAAGAAACACGAUGGUUACAAACGCCCUCGACUGAAAACAUAGCUAGGUUUAAACCAAGUUAUGUAUAAUUUCAAAGAUGUGCUCAGUUAUGUAUUUCUUUUGAGGGGGCAUGUACUUUGUGUUCUAUUUUCCCUGUCCUAUAAGAGUUACAUUUUUUUGUCA
This is a messenger RNA of Salvia miltiorrhiza (redroot sage), 1169 nucleotides long. RefSeq lists its product as uncharacterized. The record is from RefSeq and is a predicted model, not a curated record. NCBI's taxonomy places the organism in Eukaryota, Viridiplantae, Streptophyta, Magnoliopsida, Lamiales, Lamiaceae. Gene Ontology annotation, biological process: proteasome assembly. The coding region runs from base 167 to 577 and encodes 136 amino acids. The transcript has 8 exons.